Molecule: messenger RNA, 4250 nt
Organism: Passer montanus (Eurasian tree sparrow)
Lineage: Eukaryota; Metazoa; Chordata; Aves; Passeriformes; Passeridae
Gene: PTAFR
Product: platelet activating factor receptor
Exons: 3
Coding region: 812-1882 (356 amino acids)
Biological process (GO): chemotaxis; G protein-coupled receptor signaling pathway
Cellular component (GO): membrane
Molecular function (GO): platelet activating factor receptor activity; G protein-coupled purinergic nucleotide receptor activity
Source: RefSeq, a predicted model, not a curated record
GCAGUGCUCUUCCUGGUACUUUGCCUGAUGAAUCUCCACUCAUCAUGGAAAGCCUGGAACAAGUACUCACUGUGCUGCCUCCUGACCCCGGGACCUGGAAGGAAAUGAGGAGCCCAGAGGAGACUUCUGAGGGUACUGACCUCCUUGCUGAGCUGGGACCACCUCUGCACCCCUGGCCUGGGGCUGCUCAGGGCUGGGCUCCCCCAUCUCUGGCCAGUGAGGCACCAGGUGCCACAGGAGUGUGCCAUCCCCUCACUGCAGUCUCAGCCACUGUGUCCCUUCUACUGCCUGCCCGAGGAAGGACCACAGGAACUGGUGUCAAGCUCCAGGGUGCAGCCAGGGCAGGGCUGAGCAGGUCACAAGUGCCAAGCGGGAAGUGAGUCACUCACCUGGGAGCCAGCACCACGCCCUCUUUCCUGUCAGAGCCUCUUCCAGGCAGGAGCACACACACAGCUCAGCCCUGCUGGUCUGUCCCCCUGCAGCACGGACCUGCUGGGCUGGGGUCUGUGAUGAGCUGGAGCAGGUGCUCUGUGAGCCCAAGCUGAUGUCACACAUUUCCUCUCCUCUAGUGACUCUGCAAUCAUGCUACAGUUGCUCCCAUUCUGGCGCCCUGUUCUUGAGAGCUGCCAGUGCAGAGACUCUCCAGCCCCAGGGCAGGGAAAAUAACAUCUGGGAGACAGCCAAGCAUCCUCAGUGAAACCCUCACUGCUACUGAGGCUGAAGAUGGACAUAAUGUGCUGAUUUUUUUCAUCUCUGGUAAGAAGAAAAGCUGUGGCUGGCAACUGAGCUUCAGACGUGGCCACUCAACACCAUGAUGUCUGGAAAAGGCAAAGGAGGUGCAGAAGGCAGUGCUGAUUUACACCUUCCAUGCCCUGUCAUAGACUCUGAGUUUCGCUACAGCCUCUUCACUGUUUUCUACAGCAUUAUUUUCAUUCUAGGCUUUGUUGCCAACUGCUAUGUUCUCUGGAUUUUCAGCCGUAUUUACCCCACCAAGAAACUCAAUGAAAUCAAGAUAUUCAUGGUGAACCUGACAGUAGCUGACUUGCUCUUCUUAAUUACAAUGCCAAUGUGGAUUGUUUACUACCACAACCAUGGAGACUGGAUCAUGCCCGAGUUCCUCUGUAACGUGUCUGGCUGUUUGUUUUUUGUUAAUACCUACACUUCUGUUGCCUUUCUGAUGGUCAUCACAUACAACCGCUACCAAGCUGUGACUAAUCCUAUUAAAGCUGCUCAGCUGACCACACAGAGAAGAGGUAUCUACCUCUCAGCAGCUAUCUGGAUCAUAAUAGUGGGCAGCUCUUUGUAUUACCUUUUUGACAAUAAUACUAACAAGGAGACGGUGGGCUCCAGGAAUUUCACACGGUGCUUUGAGCGCUACGACACCACCAGUGGUGUUUCAGCUGUUCUCGCCAUUCACGUCAUCAUCUGCGUCCUCUUCUAUAUCAUUUUCCUUUUGAUACUAAGUUGGAACAUUGUCAUUAUCAGGACCCUGUUCUCCAAGCCAGUGCAUCCACGGAAGAGCGCUCACGUCAAGCAAAGGGCCCUGUGGAUGGUGUGCACAGUGCUGGCUGUGUUCAUCAUCAGCUUUGUGCCCCAUCACAUCGUGAACCUGCCCUGGACUCUGACUGUUCUGGAGCAGUGGAAGAAGGAAGACUGCGAGCUGCGCCAACAGCUCAACGAUGCUCACCAGGUGACUUUGUGCCUCUUGAGUACCAACUGUGUGUUGGACCCCAUCAUCUACUGCUUCCUCACCAAGAAGUUUCAGAAGCAUGUUUCAGAAAACCUGAAAAGCAUGAGAGGGAGUCGCAAAUGCUCCAGGCAAACAACUGAUACGAUGAUUGAGGGCACCAUUCAUCAAGAGGAUGGCAUUAGGAUCUCUUAGGGCCACUCAUUUCUGAUUGCACACAGAGAGGUGUGAAUUAUUCACUCAUCUUUCCUCAAGUAGAGGCACCAAGGGACACAACAGAGGACUAGGAUUUUACAUUUUCUUUUUCCUAUUAGACAGAAGAAUGGAUGCUCCUUUCUUCUGUCACGUGCAAAGGGCAGAACUGCAACCUGCAGUAAUCUGGCAGCACAGCUCCUUCUGUCCAGGCUGCUGUUCUCAUGGGCACUGAGAACAGCCCAGAUGACUGCUUUAACAUGAAAUAAGUGUGUCACUGAGCCUCUGCAGUGAGCAGCUAGAAACUGAGUGCACCAAAAUUACCCAUUGUGUCAGUCCAGACAGCACCAUCCCUGCUCCUUUGCCUGCCCAGCUCUCACAGUAUCAGAGCUGUAAGGGACUUCUAAAAGACCUGGAAGAACAGAUGGAGCUCUGAGUAUCAUGAGGUGGCUCUGCUAAGCAGCUUACAUGGUCUGGUGAAGAGAGUCUGAGCUUAUGAAGCUCUUGAGUGGCUGUAAGGGACAUAGUCCAUGGAAUUCCUCCAUUGCUGUCAGAGAUCUGCACCUCUGAUCCCUUCAUCCCUUGUUAGCAGCUCACAUGGUCUGCUGGGAUCCAAACUUGACAGAUGUCUGGGAGCAGCUAUUAUGAAUCUUUGCCUCCAGAUCUUGGGUCAGUAAAGUAGGGAAGGAAAGGAAGAGAAAUUGGCAGUCCCUCAGCACACCUCUCCCCCUCCCUGCACCAGAUCAGCAUUAUAGCCAAAGGGCACUAUGGUCUGCCCUGGCUUCCUGUGUGAAAGCAGAACUGGCCAGCCAGUGGCCUCGUGCACUCAGUUUAGUAAUUCCUGACUGACUGCAGACACUCCAGACAACAGAGGGCUACUGUCAGCAUGGGCAUUAUGAUAAGGAAAAAAAGCUUAAAAUGCUUCUGUGUCUUUGUACUUAUUUAUUUAAUUUAGGAUUAUAGCCAUUACAUUGUUUUUUCCUCCAUCCUUUCAAAGCUGACUAGUUCUUGAUCUACAGCAAAUGAAAUGUUAGGUCAGGACACUUGACAGACAAAUAAUUCACACACUCCUUGCCCAGGGCUGGAUGCAAUCCACUGGGGCCCAGGGCAAAGUGGUUUUCCAUGGGUGCUGAGUUCUCUUACCAGUCAUGAGACACUUUUCUGACCCAAAUUGCUCAAUCUAGCACAGGAAAUUGGGCAGGGAGGGGAACUUGUUUUCACAACAGUUGUUGGUUCCCUAAGUGUCCCAGUCUGCUGAUGACAGGAACAGUGUAUCUGACCUAUGACACCAAUUAUUCAUGUGCAGGACAGCAGCCCUCCCACACCUGCCCAAGAACAGGAGAGAUAAGCUCAAGCCUUUCCAAAGACAGCACCAAUAUUUGUACUGCUUUGCCAGAGGAGAUACGGGUCCUUCAGAUGUAUCCUCUGGAGCUCCUCAGGCAGCUUGUGUCCUUAUUUGUUCCAGUGAGGAAAAGAAUUAAGAUGUUUAUUUUUCUAAGGCCAUUGCCAGGGCCCUGCACUCCAGGCCCAGUGCCAGAGGAAAGAGUCUGAUCACAGUAAGAGUGCAUCUCCCUCCCGCUCCUGGGCUCUGCUCCAGUUAUAGGCACUCACAACAAACACUUGCCAGUACCUCAUGCUCCUCAGACACAUUCAAAGAUGCACCCUGAAUCUGCAGAGCCACAGCGCACAGGAAGGGAGCAAUUUCUGUAAUUUAAAAGCCAGAAUCCGCACUGUUCUGUGAGCACAUUCUGGAUGAGGAGCUCUCGCAGCUGGCAGAGGGUGGGACCUGGUUUCCCCCCUUGGCUCCCAGCAAAACAGACCCUAAAGCCCCAUUAGAUGGAGUUUGGCAAGUCCUGCAGGAAAUGAAAAAGAUUUUUACAUGGAAAGCUGGCAUGAGCUUCCACUGGUUCUUGGAAAGCUUGCAAGAGUUUACAGUUUAGCUUUUUACCAUGGGUACGUAACAGGCUUUAUUCCACAGCAAGCACUGUGGGCUCAGGGAACAAACAUAAACCUGCAUCUGAGGAAAAGGAUAUGCAGAGAGAAAAGCCCCAAGGCCACUUCAGGAGAUAUUAUGCUAAUUAGUCAGUAAAAAUGCAUUUCUGAAAAACAGGCUAAGCUGCUACUUCUGUUCCUGGAAAUACUUUCCUGUUCUUACUGCAAUGUUGCAUUACUCUGCUUUACCUUGCAAUGAAAUGGAUCCUCAGAAGUUCUUGUAAAUAAAGUGUGUUCCUCAGGUGUUUUAACUUUCUCAUUUUUCUGUAUUUAUACUUGAGGGAAAGCCUUGGUACCACACUGAAACAGCUUCAAUGCUUUUUUUUUUUUUACCAUCAUAUGAACUCUUGGGAGGGUUGAAAUUAAAGGCUCAGCAAAC